This is a messenger RNA of Vombatus ursinus (common wombat), 7565 nucleotides long. RefSeq names its product ubiquitin specific peptidase 35 (gene USP35). The coding region runs from base 514 to 3645 and encodes 1043 amino acids. The record is from RefSeq and is a predicted model, not a curated record. Gene Ontology annotation, biological process: protein deubiquitination. The transcript is spliced from 16 exons. Gene Ontology annotation, cellular component: nucleus; cytosol. Gene Ontology annotation, molecular function: cysteine-type deubiquitinase activity; cysteine-type endopeptidase activity. Lineage: Eukaryota; Metazoa; Chordata; Mammalia; Diprotodontia; Vombatidae.
GCCCGUCUGCAGGAUGGUGGCUGGUUCUGCGCAUUGCGUUUUGGGAAGGACUUUGAUGAUCAGGAGCCCACCUUGAGGGGAGUCCCUAGAGCUCUAAGACUAUUUAAUCUGGAGAAGAGGGGUUUAAUCUUUGCCUUCAAAUACCUGGAGAGCUGUCAGAUAAAAACAGUCCUGGGACAAAUGGAUAUCCUUCUAUUAUUCUGUUAUGGUUCACAUUCUGCAGAGCAUCGCACAGGAACCCCUGAUGGGGAUCAUCUAACCUCUGCUUGAACAUGUCCAGUGACGGGGAGCUCACUUCUUAACAAAGCAGACUGUUUUAUUUUGGACAGAUUCUUUUUCUUCAUGAGUGACAAAAGAAGCAGAGUUACAGUGGGAAGAACGUCAUCCUUGCUAUGCUUCGAGGUGCCAUAUUGGGAAUGGAUAGAGAGAUAGAAACAACCUAGUUCCUGCUCUCAAAAAGCUCACAAUCAAAGAAGGAGGGGUCUCUUGCUGCAGCCCCGGCAAGGAGCAGCUAUGGACAAGAUCCUGGAAGCUGUGAUGCUGUCAUCCUACCCCACCAAUGUGAAGCAAGGGCUGGCACGGAGGGUGAUCGAGGCAGCAAAGCAACCCAUGGACAGUGUGCAGUGCUGGGCCAUGCUGGAGCUGUCCACCAAGCUCUUCCUGGUGGGCGACACCAAGUUCAAGCGGGAGAUUGGGCAGGAGGUCCUGGAAGUCUAUGGCCGCUACCACCUAGAGGCCUUCCUGGAGUUCUUUAACGCCCAUUUCCUCCUGACUCUGCUGCAGGAAGGCUAUGGGACCCCAGGCCACCCCAGCCCCUACGUGCUGGAUUACGUCCAGCUGGGCCUGCAGUUCAUCCCGGAGGGCCCGGCGGCCGAAGGUGUCUUUGCCUUGCUCCGCCUGGAAGUCCUGAGAAAGGUGUGCGAACGGCCCGGGCCCAGGCAAUGUGCCAAGGUGGCUCGCCUCCUAAGCCAGUACCCGCGCUGCAUUCCAGAUGGCAGACACCGGCUGCUCUUCUGCCAGCAGCUGGUCCGCUGCAUCGGGCAAUUCCAGUGCCUGGCAGAGGGGGAGGAGGGCAUUGUGGAGUUCUUGAGCCAUGUGAAUCGAGUGAGUGGGCUUUUGCCUAAAAUUUGGAGGGCUCAAGCCUCAUCCAUCCUGCCAUCCCUGAAGGAGCUGUUUGCCAUCAUCUCUUCCACAGAGGAGCAGGAGCCUCCCUCCAAUGCUCUGGCCAGCGUCGUCCAGUAUGUGCCUCUAGAGCUUAUGGAUGGGGUGAUCAGAAACCUCACGAAUGAUGACAGCAUCACAGAUGCCCAGAUGAUGACAGCUAUCAGCAGGAUGAUCGACUGGGUAUCUUGGCCCCUGGGAAAAAACAUAGACAAAUGGAUCAUCACGUUGCUAAAGGGCCUAGCAGCCGUUAAGAAGUUCAGCAUUUUGAUUGAAGUCUCUCUCUCCAAAAUAGAGAAGGUUUUCUCCAAACUGCUCUACCCCAUUGUGAGGGAGGCUGCACUGUCUGUGCUCAAGUAUAUGCUUCUGAGUUUCCAGCACUCCCAUGAAGCCUUCCACCUGCUUCUCCCUCACAUCCCCAAAAUGGUGGCCUCCCUGGCAGAAGAGGACUCCAACUCCCGAGCAAACUGCUUAGAAGAACUUGCAGAGCUGAUCCACUGCAUGGUGUUCCGCUUCUCAGGCUUCCCGGACCUCUAUGAGCCUGUCAUGGAGGCCGUCAAGGACCUCCACGUUCCCAAUGAAGACAGGAUCAAGCAGCUCCUGGGACAGAAUGCCUGGACGUCCCAGAAGAAUGAGCUGGUCUGCUUCUACCCCCGACUGGCAGCCAAGUCAGACACAGGCAAGAUCGGUCUCAUCAACCUGGGGAACACCUGUUACAUGAACAGCGUGAUCCAGGCUCUGUUUAUGGCCUCCGACUUCCGACACUGUGUUCUGCAUCUUCCUGAAGACAAUUCUCAGCCCCUGAUGACCAAGCUGCAGUGGCUUUUUGCCUUCCUCGAGCACAGCCAGCGGCCUGCUGUCUCUCCAGAGAGCUUCCUGUCUGCCUCCUGGACGCCCUGGUUCAGUCCCGGUGCUCAGCAGGACUGCUCUGAGUAUCUGAAGUAUCUGCUGGAUCGAUUGCACGAAGAAGAGAAAACAGGGAAGAGAAUUUGCCAGAAGCUCAAACAGUCAAACACACCAUCCCCAUCAGAGGAACAUCCAAGCCCAAGCCCAACAGCCGUAGAGAAAAUGUUUGGUGGGAAGAUUGUGACACGCAUCCGCUGUCUCCGCUGCCUUAAUGUCUCCACCAGAGAGGAAGCAUUCACGGACCUCUCCCUGGCCUUUCCACCCCAUGACCGCCGUCGCCGUCGCCUGGGCUCUGUCAUGCUGCCAGUGGAAGAUGGCAGGGUCCAAUGCCCUCCAUCGCCAGCCAAGACCCAAGCCACAGGCACUGAGGGGGCCCGGAGACAGAGAAAGCACUGUAUCGCUGGGGAUGCUCUGCCCCCAGUUGUGAGCAUUGAGAUCCUUGGGUUCAAGGAACCCGGAGGGCACAGAGGCAACUUCAGACAAGAGGAUGAAAAGGAAAAGAAAGAAAAAGAAGAGAACAAUGAUAAAAAGGAAGAGGAGAAAGAAGAUGUGGACGAGACGGAGGAAGAGAAAAAAAAGGAAGGAGAGCAAAAGAAGGAGGAAGAAAAGGUGGAGAAAAAGGAGGAAGAAAAGAAGGAGAAAGAAAAGGAGGAGAAAAAGAAAGAAGAGGAAGGUUGCCUAGGUCCGAGGACUGGAGGGAACCCGGGGGUUGCCUGUGGGGAGCAGAUGUGUGGCCCUGAGGGUUCUCGGUCAGUCCCAGAUCUUCUCAAUUACUUCCUGUCACCAGAGACGCUGACGGCCGAGAACCGCUAUCACUGUGAGCACUGUGCCUCCUUGCAGGAUGCAGAGAAGGUGGUUGAGCUGAGCAAGGGACCCCGCUACCUCAUCCUCACCCUUCUGCGCUUCUCCUUCGACCUACGGACCAUGCGUCGGAAGAAGAUCUUGGACAACGUCUCCAUCCCCCUGUUCCUUCGGCUUCCCAUGGCAGGCGGCUGCCCCCAGCAGGACCAGGGCCAGGUCUGUGCAGCCUAUGACCUCUGCAGUGUUGUGGUGCACUCGGGCAUCUCUUCGGAAAGCGGCCAUUACUACUGCUACGCCCGGGAAGGGAAAACAGCCACAGUCAACUCACCAGGGUCCACCGGUCUCUCAUCUGCUGAAAAGCCCCCAGGACUGGAGAGCCAGUGGUAUUUGUUCAAUGACACUCGGGUCUCCUUCUCCUCCUUCGAGUCAGUCAGUAAUGUCACCUCCUUCUUUCCCAAGGACACAGCUUAUGUGCUGUUCUACAGGCAGCGAGCCAGAGAGGGGCUUAGAGCAGAACCCAGGUCACCCAGACCCCACAGUGAACCAGCCCUGCACAAAGACUUGAUUGAAGCCAUAUCUAAAGACAACAUUCUUUACCUGCAGGAGCAGGAAAAGGAAGCCAGGAGCAGAUCAGCCUACAUCUCCGCGCUGCCCAAAUCUCCCCCUUGGGGGAGGGACUUUGAUGAAGACAAGGAUGAGGAUGACGAAGGCUCCCCAGGGGGCUGUGACCCAGCUGCUGGAGGCAGUGGCAGCUCCUUCCACAGACUUGUCUUCUAGGGGUCUUGACCCCAAUCCCAUGCACUCUUCCUAGUCCCCAGCCUGCUCUGUGAUACCCCUUCCCUUGCAAGGCCACCUCAGGCCCCUUCUUCCUUAAGCAGGACAAGACAGGGUGGGCUCAGAGGUUUCACCAUACCAACUGAGGACCUAGGUUGGACAGGGUCCUGUCUUCAGAUAUGGGAAGCAGACUUGUCCUUCCUCGCCUAGCUUCCUAGCAGGAGUAGGAACAAUGGGAGAAAGUCAAGGAGAGCAGAUUUCAGCUCAGAGCUGUCCAAUCAUGGAGCGGGCUACUUCUCCGUGGGGAGUGAGUUCCUCAUCAUGGGAGAUAUGCGAACAAAAGGCAGAUGACCACUUGUUGGGGACAUUGUAGAGGGGGUUUCUAUUCAGGUACAAGUUGAACUAGAUGACCUCUGAACUCCCUUCAAGCUCUGAGAUUCUCUGACUAUACCUUCCAGAGGAUGGGCAUGUAAGGAGGAGAUUCUGACCCUUUUCUGAGGGGGUAGAGGCAGAGGUUAAUGGUACAGGCCCAGCCUAGGGCCCAUGGGAGUAUGGGCUUCUGGUCAAUUGGCUCUAGGAGCUGGGUCAUCAGGACCUGACUUUGAGAGAGUACUCAAGCCUAGUAGACAUGAAAGACCGUUCAAAUGCCACAUAAAUUUCUAUCCUCAUUGAUUUCACUGAAAUGCCUGCUGGGUGAUAACGGCUAUUUCAGGGUCCUCCAGUAAUAAUGCUUUGACUCAAGUACAUAUUUGGUGACCAGUCAAAGACAAAUGCUUUCCUUCCCUGGGCCUGGUUUAUGUGACAGUUAUAUUCUAUUACAAAAGUACAUGAUCAGGCUUGGGGAGAUGAGGCAUCACUGACCUUCACGGCUCUAAUGUUUUGCCGUCAUGCAGCAUUUGCCUCUUUACCCCUUUUCCUUUUUCUCCCCUUCAUCUUCCCUAUCACUCACAAAAAAGGUCAUCAUUCCCUGAUAACACACUCUGAACUCUCAAAAUUGGGGAGAUCAUAGAAUGGAGAAGAAUGGGUGAGGGAGUGUGGGUGUCGACAUAACCUUUCUUUUUUCCCCUAGUGCAGGUAUCUUUAACCUGGGACCCACAGACCUCCUCUACCCCACCCCACCCCACCUAGGGCUCCAUGGAUAGAGCUCAGGUUGUUCAUGAACUUGGAUGGAGGAAAAAAACCCAACAUCUUUAUUUGCCUUCACCACUGAAUUUAGCAUUUCCUUUAAUUAUUUUAAAAGCAUGAUGCUGAGAAGGGGGAAUAUUGUAGGCAUCACCAGAUUGCCAGAGGUGUCUGUGAUACCCCAGUGGUUAAGCCUAUUCUAUUAUGUUCAGCAGAGCACUUAAUUUAAUUAACUUAUUCAUUCUGGAGGCCUCAGUGUGGUCAUAGGAUCAUUAUAGAACAAUCAGAUUUAGAGCUAUUAGAGAAUUCAUCCAAUCUAACCCCCUUAUUUUACAAAUGUGGAAACUGAGGUUCAAGAAGGGAUCUGACCUGCUCAAGGUCAUGGUUAGCAAAGCCAGGAUUCUUUGCCAGCUUUUGCCAAUUGCAUGUACAGUACGAUGGGCAGUGACCUUGCCCACUCACCUCUAUACUACCUCUAUACCGCUGCUUCCGUCUUCUGUAGGGCAGGAAAGACUCAACCUGGGCCUGGUCCCUUGGCCGUGGUUGAAAUGUGGUUGAUUUACCCAUGACUGCUGUUUAAUUUACUAAGAGAGUAGCACAUUUUGCAGCUAGGAGAGAGGAGUGGUGACCCAGCAAAGGGUUCUGUUCUGGAUGUGGUAGCUAUAUUUCUGUAAUGUUUUCACAUCCAUUAGACCGUAGGAGGUUAAAUAGACCAUAGGAAGGGACCCCGGAGACCACUCUAGUCCUAAGAGAGGGAGCGCUGAAAGGACCUUGGUCCAAUCUCUUUUUACAGAUGAGGAAACUGAGGGAGAGGGACUCUCAGAAGGUACUCACAGGUAGAGCUGGGAUUCACACCCAGAUCCUCUGACCCAGCAUUUUCACUAAACCAUGCAGCCUCAGUUUAUCCUUACAACCUCCUAGUCAUAUUGGUGGUAUGUUUUUAUCCCCAUUUUGUGGAUGAGGAGACUGAGGCUCAGAAAUGGUUGAUCUGAGAGUGCCCUCUACCAGCUCAUUAUGGUGCCUGAUUAGUCCCAUUAGAGUUGCCCAUGUUAAGAUCCUUGUAUCUUUUUUAAAUUGGGGAGCAUUUUAUAUUAUUAGUUUAGCAUGCAUACAGGACUUGAGGGUCCAGUUCUGUUACUUGCCCCAUAUGGGACCUUGGGUAAGUCACAUUACCUUUGAUCUUUGGUGUCCUCAUCUCCCAACCUCAAGGGGUUGUUGUGGGAAAAGCCGGAGUACAGAAUGAGUGAGCCACCAUCAUCAGCCAUUAGCAUAGCAAUAAGGGGUUCACCUGGGACAGGUGGCACUCUUGCUACUGAGGGGGCUGAGGCUGGUGGAUUGCUUGAACUCAGGAGUUCUGAGAUGCAGGAGGGAUAAAGCUGACCAGGUGCCCAGAGGAAGCCUGGCACCAAUGGAGUGAGCCUGUCCUUGGGUCCCUGUCUCCCCUCCCAGCCCCCCAAGGUUGGGAGGGGCACCACCAGGUUGCCAAUGGGAGAAGUGAACUGACUUAGGUCAGAAAGCAAUCAGCAAGUCAUACCUUCUAUGCAGAUCACUGCUGAGGUUGGACCCUUUCGGGGGUACUCAGUCUCAAACCAACAAAACCCUCACCAAAAAUAACAAAAUAGGUAGGGCUUUGGGGGUUAGGUCAGAGGCCUAGCAAGCUCUGAUUUUGUUUGUUUGAGGUAAGUGAGUGGUGAGAGUCCAGAGCUAAAGUAACUGCAAGGGGAGGGGGAGGAAUAGCUAGUGAACUGGAGGGAGGCACUGGCUGGAGGGUACUAUCCUCUCCCGAUAGGGGGAGACAGCUUUGGGAACCCCCUUUCCCCAAGAUGGGCAGCCCAUUCUCCUUCCUUUAGCUCCCAGUCUUGGGUUUCCCACAACCCAAUUUUUGGUUUUGCUUUCCCAAGGACAGCGACAUACAAAAAUAAAAUCAUGGUUUCACUGCAAUGUGAAAGUUGUUCCCAACUCCCCUCACCAGACAGGAUCCCUUCAUUAUUGAGGGGAAUUGCCCCAAAGUGAAAUGGGCUGUAGGUAGUAGGGAGUGAGUACCUCAUUCAACAGACAUUUAUCAAAAGCUCUGAUCUGGGGGAGAUCCUGUGCUCAAGGCAAGGAUUCAAAAUGCAAGAAAAGAAAAGCUCCUGCCCUCAAGCAGCUUCUAUUCCAUAGAAGAUUGGAGCUGAGUGGGAUGGGAGGCAUGACAUGUACAUAGGCUUAGUGUGAGGGUGAGAAAAGGAGCCUGGGGACUAGGUGCUUUAAGGGCAGUCUCAGCUAGGGCAUCACCCAUCAGAAGCAGAGUCUGGAUGACCAUGUGUCAGGAUUGUAGGUUAGAUUCUUGUUCUGAUAGUGAAGUAAGUGGUCUCUGAAGUUCAUAGGAGUUAAAGCUGGAAGGGGCCUUGCAGCUGAGCUAGUCCAAGGCCGCCUUUUUACUGAGGAGAAAACAGGGUUGGAGGCAGAAGUAACUUCCCCAAGAUCACACUUUCACCCAAGUAGCAGGGUUGGAUUUGAACCCAGUUUUGAGAUCCUCUGGGUCUGUGACUUCUUCCUUCCUAUAAUCUAAUUUCUCUUGCCUGAGUGGCCUGGGAGGAGGACCCCACAGCUUGGCCAUGGAGCUGGCAUUUGAGCCAGACUCUAGACCAGGAAUUCCUGAGCUGGGUCCCAAAUCUGACUCUUGUCACUGAUGGUGUGACUUGUGUAAGUCAUUUUCCCUCACCAGGAUGGUCUGUGACUAAUAAGAUACUGGGUACAGUCUCCUAGGGGUAAAUUUUUUUGUUUUUGGCGAGGCAAUUGGGGUUAAGUGACUUACCCAG